This is a messenger RNA of Amborella trichopoda, 2099 nucleotides long. RefSeq lists its product as uncharacterized. NCBI's taxonomy places the organism in Eukaryota, Viridiplantae, Streptophyta, Magnoliopsida, Amborellales, Amborellaceae. The record is from RefSeq and is a predicted model, not a curated record. Gene Ontology annotation, biological process: negative regulation of DNA-templated transcription.
CUGCUAAAACGGCUCUCCAAGUCUUCCCUCUCUUACUCAAUACUUGGAGAGAGAGAGAGACAGAGAUUGAUUUUUUUCUGAAGAUUUGGAGAGACAGAGUGCAAAGCAUCAGAAGAGUCCUCCUCUUUAUGGACCAAAAUGGGGAAGAAGAAAUCUCGCUGUUUUGCCUCUCUACCCAACCCCUACGACUGGUUCCUCAAGUUCAAGAAUGCAGCCGAUCUAACCAGCAAACGUACAAAUUGCUCUAAUAACCAGAAAUUUACUUGCAGAAGAAAGUUGGUUAAUGAUGGAUUCUACAAUUCCAGUGAAAGCGCCGUUCUCUCUGAAUUUUCAAGUUCAAAUCUGUCUCCGGUUAAUAUCAACAGUGACAUCAGUCCAGAACAAGAUGGAUCAGAAGAACUGAUAAACAAUUCAUUGCUUCCUCUUCUUGACGAGAAUGAAUCCUUUAAAGCAAAUAUUGAUGGUUCUUCUGAAUCUGUGAAUUUUAGAAGGAGUUUGAGUGAUGGCUGUGAUAGUCCCAGAUCAAGUGUUUCUUCAAGAACUUUGGGUGGAGGUGGACAGCAAAUUCUGGUGAAUGUUGCAGGAACAUCUCUGCAUAAUGGGUGGGAUUCUGCUGAUGAGUCCACUGGAAAAUCUUAUCAUUUGGCCAGAAAACAUUCAAACGGAGAGGGAAACAGUUUUCAAGCAAAGGACAAUGAAGAAAAAUCUGCUAAAUGCACAGAUCAAAGGAAAAGUUGGUCCAAUUCAUGCUUAAGAAGCAUAGAAGGAAGAAAUCACAGUAGAAAAAGUUUUAAAGAGCCAAAAGCAUCAGAAACAAUAGAAGUUGAUGCUAUUAAUAAAAAGAAUGAAAUUCUUAAGGCAGAGGAUUGUGGAACACUCACUUUACAGUUUCUAGAUAAGGAAAGAACAGAUGUGUACUACAAAGAAAAUAGGAGUUUGAAAAGCCAUGGAUCUGGUACUCGACAUAGAACAGUCAACGACGAAAGAGCGGUGAAGAAGGGUUUCUAUAUAUAUGUUACAAACGGAAACUCUCAGAACUUUUCGACAAAGGAAGCAUGCAAAAACUUUAGUUUUGAAUCUCCUGGUCCUCCCAUAAAAGAAAGAAGCUAUCUUGCAUCGGAAAAGGGUGAUCAAAGAUUGCAACAAGAAGAUCGCAAAGCCCUAAGAAGCGUUAAUGAAAAUUGCGUGGAACUCGAGCAAUAAUUUCAGGAGGUCAACUUCCAAAAAAGCAGAUCAAAGAGAGGCAAAAGGCGAACCAGAAUUUGGAGAUUUUCAAUCUUUUGAAGCAAAUAUACAAACUGACGAAGAGAAUCACGUAUGUACCAUAAAAGAAGACCCAAUACAUCUAACAGAACAUUGGAAACCUACAAGAACUCAAUCAAGAAAAGUAGAUCAAAGAUUUGCGGAGGAAGAUAUCAUGACAACACGCUUCACUUCUAGAAGGACCAAUAAACCACGUGUAAACAAUCAGAGGGUCCAAGUUCCACCAUCAAGGAAAGCAGAAAAUUUAAAGAAGAGCCCAAAAGUACCACACCAAAAAGAUCAGAGGAUCAAGGAACCACCAUUGAAGAGAGAAGAAGAGUUCAAGAAAUGCCAAAAAUUACAAGCAGUGAAAGGCAAGAGGAUCACAGAUGCACAUUCCAAAGGAACAAAAGAUAUUAAUGGGAGUCCAGAACUAAUGGCAGUAAAAAAUCACAUAAUUAAAGAGCCACCCUUGGAGAGAGAGGAAGGGCUCGAAGGAAGCAUGAUACCUAAGGUUAGAAAUAACCAUUUGACACAGGGAACUAUCAAAGGAAAAGGAGUUGCAGAGAGCGAGGCAGUGGUGAAGAGAACAAUGGAUGCAGAAGGAGACUUUAGAGAAUCGAUGGUGGAGAUGAUCUCUCAGAAUGAGAUUGGAAAUCCAGAAGAGCUUGAGGAACUGCUGGCCUCAUAUUUAUACCUGAACCCAGAUGAAUACCAGGACGUCAUUAUUAGGGCUUUCAGGCAGGUUUGGUUACAAGUCCUUGAAAUAUCACGAAACAACUGAAAUGUAUCGGUCUUUUCUUUAAUCUCAAACAAUUGCAAUCGAUGGUGAAGAAUCAGAUUUGUAUUGCACUAGA